Molecule: messenger RNA, 2269 nt
Organism: Ylistrum balloti
Lineage: Eukaryota; Metazoa; Mollusca; Bivalvia; Pectinida; Pectinidae
Exons: 8
Coding region: 326-2269 (647 amino acids)
Source: RefSeq, a predicted model, not a curated record
CUAUGACAAGUUUUCAGCUACAUCCGGUUAUAUAAGGCAGUUUGACGUCCAAAGAGUACAGUUAACUGAUGUAUCCCAGCAAAACCUUUAUGCAAAAGUUAAGAGUUAUGCUACAGGUGCGCGCUUGUACUUUGACAGUUGAAGAUUGAUAAUUUGCCUGAAGCUGUAUAACGUUAACGGAGAACGCUUGCUACCUAAAUAACAAUGACCAGCCGUGAGGACUGUAAUACGGAUUAAUUAAUAAGAGAUAGUGGAUUCUAGACAACAGGAACACUGACAUCACCAUCAGACAGGACAUAACUGUGAAGUAGGACGAUCCCACAUUAUGGGGAACGAACCCUCCAAGCGAUCGUCGACGAAGACAGGGAAUCAUGAUUCAUAUUCUAGCAACGGCCAUCAUGGAGACAGAUUAUCACAUGACGAAUCAACAGAACUCUCCGGUAUCCAUGGUGUCAAUGAAAAUUUAGGAAAGAUAGAUAUUCUACAAUCAGACACCGAACAAAGACCUGCUGCUGUUAAAACGUUAUUAGAAGUAGCCAAUGGACUACACGUGACGGACAAUGUCAGUAGUAUCACUGCUAACGAAGGUGUGGAUAAAAUGGUACUAAAUCUACAGGAUAAUGAAGUGUCUAGUACUGCACUAAAAGAGGUUAAAGAAUCGUUGACAAAUAGUCAAACAGACACAAAUACGAACCCUUGUGGGGAUGUAGUCGAGGAAACAGAUACACCGCCAUCAACUCCGCGGAAAGAAACAUCAACAACGCCAGGGAAGGACGACAGUGGUGUUGAGAGUUCUAGUGACAUCGUACAAGUCAGUAGAUCUGAUGGCGGAUCAAAAGAUUCCGGCACUAAAUCAAAGGCGAAUAAAAAAUCGAAGAAAUCUGAAGAUAAAAGGAAAGCAAAUAAAUCAACAGAACAUGAUUUUGACGAGUCAAUCGAAGUUGAAGUGAUAUCUGUAAAAAAGGACAAGAAAAAGAAACCUAAGAAAAAGAUUUCCAAACAAAAUAGUACAGUGAGUGAUGUCGGCAUGACGUCAACCGUGUCGAUGUCGUCGGGUCUCAACGUGAGUAGUAUCAGCUCCGACACUGGACGUGGGACUCUCGAGCGUUCUGUCAGCUCCGUGGAACCAGGUUUUGGCGUCGUGAAUUCCAUCGACAACAAGACAUCUCGGCGACCUCUCAGUAAGUCUUUGAGUGACAAUGAGCAACAAAAGGAGAAGAAGAAGAAAAAGAAAAUGGACAAGAAAAAAUCGAAUCUAGUUACACCUAUGCCAGUGCCUGUAGAGAACACCAAUAAAGAAAAACGAAGAAGUAUUUUUGAGGAAGAUUUUACCAUUGAACUUGGCCUUGCAGAGGAAAAUUUAGAUGUUGUCUCUCUUUCAUCUCUGUCUUCCGUUGAUGGAAAGGUUGAGUGCGAAAAUGGUCACAACAAGCGGAAGCAAGGGAUGUCAGAUCAACAGAAUGACUACGAGGAUUCAUCAUCUCGGAGAGUGUCGGAGUACAACGUGACUUUACGAGAUUCGUCGACAGAAGAAUGUGAGAAAGAUGACAGUGUAUGUAAUGAAGUCAUGUAUGAAAGGAAAAUCACUGUCAUCACUCAUGAACCGGUUUCUUCAGAAACGAACCUAAUCGAGACAAAGGAAGAAAACAAUAACCUAGAGGCUGAAACGAAACCAGAAAAGGAAAUCACUGAAAUCGACCUAAACACAGACGCUUUACAUCAAAUCAGCAUCAAUUAUAACAGUGAGAAUGAGGAAGGUGACGAAACAGUCAGUGAUAGUUUUGACAAUUAUUCGUUAGUUGAUCAGAUCGUUGCACAGGUAUCACGAGAAUAUGACUGCAACCCACAUGAAAUACUCACAAAAAGAAACAGAAAUGGCUUACGCCGCAUCGGCCAUUCUCAGUCCAUGUCUCCUACAGAUGGUGGAAAGCUACAUCGUCCUGUACGGCGACAGUGCUCAGAAGACGUCACAAGAACCAGACUCUCCAAUCCCUGCCGAGAAUAUGGAUCUGAAAGUGAUUUUCACGACCAGCCCCGACGUGUGAUACUAACUAGACCACUGUCUUUUGACCGCCCGUCAUCUUCAUCCCCGUCUUCCACAUCGAUACCAUCUAAAAAGAGGCAGAAUUCAUUUUCUGAAAUGUUCAAAAAAUCUACAACUGCAUUAACUCAUCACAGAAGAAAAUCAGAAAACAAAGGUGAACCAUUGAAAGAACAGAAUGUCGGAAAAACCGGAGACGACCAGACAGCAACGAUUGUUUAUAUGUAA